Messenger RNA from Mytilus trossulus (common blue mussel), 2522 nucleotides. Its product is annotated as DC-STAMP domain-containing protein 2-like. The coding region runs from base 116 to 2119 and encodes 667 amino acids. Gene Ontology annotation, cellular component: membrane. The record is from RefSeq and is a predicted model, not a curated record. The transcript has 4 exons. Lineage: Eukaryota; Metazoa; Mollusca; Bivalvia; Mytilida; Mytilidae.
GUGACUGUCACUCCAGGACUUUUAACUAGCAUUACAAUAAUUAAUAAUCUUAAACAAAACUGUAAUAGCAACCGUGCCUUGGAAUUCAUAUCUUCCAGGAGAGUAGAAAGAAAAAAUGACACAUGUGGAAAAAAAAGCAGGAAAAUCAAAUCUUCGAUUUAAAGAGACAAAGGCUGAAGACCCACCCUCAUACAACGAUGCCCUUAGAUUUCCUGACAAACUAUUCAAAAGUGACCGCCAUACAUUUACCUGCCUAAAGGCUAUAUUUGGUAUCUUCUGUGGAUUUUUUACUGGUGGAUUACUGUUUGUUCUGCUAAUCUACAGUUUUGGUUUUGCCUUGGAUAUAGCUGGGUAUAUAUCUAUUGGAGUGACAGCCCUAGCGUGUCUAGGUCUAGCACUAUCUGUCCAUGUUCGCUGUAUCGUGGUAUUGAUGAUUCCUAGUCUAUUUACUGGAAGAGGAAGGGUAGCCAUUUUGGCAGUUAUAUUUGGACUCCUAUUAUCAGGACCAAUCAAAAACAUCUCUAUAAAUACUUCAGAAGUAUCAAGAAGUAUGGCCUGUAGUACUGAACUCUUUCAGAAUCAGUCGCACACUCUCAGACAGCAGUUAAAUGUACCACUAGAGCAAAUUACAAAUGCUCUGGACAAACACGCCAAAGAUAUAAAGGAAAUUGGAAAACAAAUAGAUAGAGCAAUAAAACCAAUUUAUGAUGCUCUUGUUGCUGUUAAAAAUGGUAUCGAGAAAGUGAGCAAUGCACUGGAUACAGCUUCACAGGAGUGUGACAGAAUGAUGAACAAAGUGUAUGAUGACUGUAGAAGAGAACUCAACAAGGCUUACAGUAAAUGUAGGGAGACACUUAGAAAGGCUUUAAGGUGGGUUCCAGGUUUAGAUAUCACAGCAGUCUGUAAUAUCCUUAAUAUACAAAAGGUCUGUUUUAUACUCAAACCAUCUUUUGUAUGUUCACCAGUCAAAGCAAUUGAUAAGGCAGCUGAGAAACUUGCGGAUUUUGCUGUCAAACUGGUCAAAGAUAUCGAUAAAUGGUUUCAAUUCAACGUUAUCAAGAAGUCUGAGAGUGGCCAGGUGUAUAAUGCUACCAAAACAGCUAAAGAAUUCAUUGCUGAGAUUGAGAAAGCUCUGACCGACAAGAAAAUAACAUUUACUUACAUCGUGGAAAUUAUGAGCAAACUUUUAGCACUUUCCCUACUGUUGCUCCUAACCCAAUCAUUUUUUUAUUUGAAAAAUUAUCUGGCCAAGGAUGAAUUUGAUAACAUUUACAUUACUUCACAGUUUAAGGGUUAUGAUUCUGAAACACGAGAGAAAGGACAACAGGGCGUGUUACCUCUUCAAAAGAAGGAAAAGAAACUAUACACAGAUAGUACAUCCUUCAUGAUGUCUCCAAAAGAAAGAAGUCAGAGUUUGAUGGGCAUAUCUCAGCUCCUCCUACACGUAUUACUGAGUGCUCUCAUUGUGUUCCUUAAUUACGUACUGUUCUAUAUAUUGUUCCUUGUGAACAGGUAUGGCCAGGUGAAUGUAGAUGUCACUGGAAAAAGUAAAAUAAACCUAAAGGUCAAAGGAGGACAAAUGGCUGCCUUCAUAAACAGUUUUAUAAAUGACAUUAACAUUGAAAACACAUACGAGGCUAGUUAUAAUACAUCCGCAUGCCUGCCAAGUCCUACGCCUCCUGAUGCUACGGACAUUCCAGUUCUUUGUUCAGCUUAUGCAGCUGCUCUACUCCUGGUUUUACUGCAAGCUUAUGGAGCAAGAUACAAUCGUAAAAUAUGUGCCUUCUACUAUCCUGAACAGGAAAUGGAACGUAUCACUUUUCUGCAGAAGAAAAUCCUUUACAACCGCAAGGGAAGGCACACAUUCAUUAAACAACAUGUUACUUCAAUGAAGAAUCAAAAAGUUGCUGAGCAGAGAAUGUCUGUGAAACAACUGUUAUCUGCAAUAUGUCCCUGCUUUGAAGUGGAAAAAACAGAUCUAAAAUUCUGUAUGUACUGUGGAGCUAACCAAGGGUCCAGUCAUACAUUACAGGAAUGUAAAAACACAAACUGCAAAUCAACUUAUUGUUCUGAAUGUUUUAAUGAUUGUGGACAUAGUUGUCCUAUCUGUAGAAAAUAACAUGUUUAUUGUGUUUAUAUUAUAUAUCUGAUAUUUAUUGGGGUUUUUUUAAUAUAAGAUUCAGUGAAGAAUACAGAAUACAUGUUCACCAAGAUUUGUUAAAACAUACAAUCUUCAGUUUUCAACUUAUAUAUCUAGAAAUGUAACAAAUCUUUUUUUGAAUAAACAUGAAGGCAACUUGAAAAAAAGUGCAAUACUUUUUUGGAAAUUUAUAAUUUCUGUUUAAUUUUUUAACCUUUAACUAGCCAAUUUGUUACAAAUUUAAGACACAAGCAUUUGAAUCUUAUCCCCUCCCACAAUAUACAAGGAAUAUUGAAUAAAGAAGGAUCACUCAAUCUUAAUUUUUAAAAUUGCCAACAGCUCUUAGUGUCCAGCUAUUUCAAGCUGUAAUUUUGCUUAUGAA